Conger conger (European conger) is the source of this 1750-nucleotide messenger RNA. Its product is annotated as small integral membrane protein 32-like. The coding region runs from base 1269 to 1580 and encodes 103 amino acids. NCBI's taxonomy places the organism in Eukaryota, Metazoa, Chordata, Actinopteri, Anguilliformes, Congridae. The transcript is spliced from 2 exons. The record is from RefSeq and is a predicted model, not a curated record.
GGAAUGCCUCAUUCAGAGUGCCAAAUUUUGUUAUCACAGCCAAAAUGUUCUCCCCCCUGACGUGUCGGUCGUGUUUACUGACAAAGCCGCCCCUUUAACCGCGGGACUCAAACUCACCUUUCCCUACUCCCCCGAGACAUUCUGCACUGCCCUGAAACUGUUCCAGUCACCUCGUUUCAAAUGAGGAGCUGCGGCGAACGAACGGCGUCACAUGUUUUAACACGUCCGUGCUCGAUGACUCCACGCAGUGAAGCCUGGUGAGAGCUUCCCGAAAUUAUCUUCCUCCACCUCCAGCUCGUCUGUGGCGGUUGUGAGAGUAGCAACCCGGAGCGUGUCAAGUCUUCUUUUUUUUUUCUUUUUUUUUUUCCAAGGAUCUGAACUGGAUCGAUUUCCUCAGUCGGCAACAGACGAGCAAGAGAAAAAGAGAAGAAGAAAAAAAAACCAGGCGCGGUGUAUCGACUUUCUCUGGAUAUAAAACGCGACGGAAUAAGGACCAAGGAAAGGGAGAAGAAGGGGAGUGCGUUAUUCCUUAUUUUGUGCUCCAUUCUCAAUUACAUUCAUGUGUUACAAUGCAACAGUAGGCUAUUGCCUAGGCAGGUCUCAGUCGGGAAUGUGCGCACGGGUAAACGCUUCUAAAAAUUAAUUUGAAACAGCACCUGGAAUUCUUUCUGUGACGCAAAUGACAAUAUUCCUGACAGGUUUUUAUUUCUUAUUAAUCCAAACCCUCCCCAAAAAAACGUUGAAAAAUAUCCGAUGGGAUGUAUUUAUAAUUGGAAAGACUGACAAAUGAAACGUGCAAUUUUCAUCAACUCGCUCCACUGGAAGGUUUAAGUGACCCAACUCUGAAACGGUGUUUUAACUUUACCAGUUCGAGCUUUUAUUCAAAAACAGAAAAAUCUUUGGAUACACGUUUGUCCUAUAAAAGUUUUAUUGUUUUUUUUUUUUUUCACCGUGAACCCUGUUGAAGCAAUUCUUGUCAUUAAAAGCAAGUCAAUGUGGGACGUCUUGACGGAGAGCGCAAUCUCAACAAAGGGAAUAAAUGGAACUCUCUCCCGCUCGGGCUAUAAUUGGACUUACAUGUUUUAAGGGUUUAUUGCAGGUUAAAGCGCACCCAGUUGACAGGUGCGCACUUCCUUGACGGAGAGGGCGGCGAGGCGAGUGAGGAUUUGAGGAAUGCAGACACAGGAAUUCACCUAGCCUGCACAGCCUUACCUGCGGUGCUGUCUACACCGCUCUGCAACCGAAUAUUGAAGAAAACAGGAAGAGGAAUGUUGAGGCAGAUAAUACUGAACUCCACCGCUGCCUCUGGGCUUGAACUGAUGACCCAGACUCACACACCAUCCCUAAAUAUCUCUCACGGGCCCGUGAGCGCGGCAGCGCUGCUCAGACCAACAGGCAGGGGACUGCGAGAAGGAGAGCUUAGCAAACCGGACCUGGUCACCUAUAUAGUUAUUUUCCUCUUGUUGUUCUUGUUGGUGCUAAUAAUCGUGUUUUACAUCAACUGCCAGCUUAAGAACUCCUUCUUCGCGUCAAUGCCCUAUGAUAGGUCAUUGCGAGAGGCGAGAAGCUCCUACAAGUGAAUUUAAACGGGAGCUCGGACCAUGGCGUCUGAACAAACGCCCAUGAAUGGUCGAGUUUCUGAAUCUGUGGAAUGUGUUUAUUUUGUAUAAGGUACAGUACAACAUAUGCAGUAUUUUCUGAGAUGAACUUAAUGUUAUUGUGAUUGUACAUAAAGAGCUAUUAUAGCGUA